AUGCAGGGGCAAACUGACUCCGAGGAGAAUCGGCAUGAUGUGUCCACGUCGCUGAACUACUACCCCAUUGACGCCGGAGCCCCAGUACCUGUCAUGGUGGGCAACACCAGCGUCAACAACAAGAGGCCAUCCGUAUCGAUCGAUGCCAUCGUACAAGACAUUACUGGUCAUGAAAAUGAAUAUACGCUCGACAAGAAUGGGUUCCAAUUCGUCCACCACAUCAGUCAAGAGAAGAACUUUGAUGAUGAAGGACGGAUCACUAGCGGGUAUUACGCUGAAGUGGAACAGCUGCUGAAAGAGGUAACAGGUGCCUCACGCGUCGUUGUGUUCAACCAUAGAGCGCGUCGAGGACCCUCGGAUUGGACCAAGGCAGGAUUGGACAAUCGUUUGAAUGCGGGACCGUUGUUCAAAGUCCACGUAGACCAGUCAUACCAUGGUGCCGAGCUCCAGCUGCGAAACACACUUCCUGAUGAAGCAAACGAGCUUCUGAAGGGAAGGUGUGGCGACCCAUCCGGACAGUACUUCGAGAUCCUCUUGCAAUCGCAGACGCCUCUACCGUCUUGGAUUCCGACCUUGUUCCAGCAGCUAUCAUAA
Molecule: messenger RNA, 594 nt
Organism: Diaporthe citri
Lineage: Eukaryota; Fungi; Ascomycota; Sordariomycetes; Diaporthales; Diaporthaceae
Exons: 4
Coding region: 1-594 (197 amino acids)
Molecular function (GO): oxidoreductase activity
Source: RefSeq, a predicted model, not a curated record